Messenger RNA from Juglans regia (Persian walnut), 590 nucleotides. Its product is annotated as auxin-responsive protein SAUR21-like. Bases 68 to 370 code for a protein of 100 amino acids. Gene Ontology annotation, biological process: response to auxin. The record is from RefSeq and is a predicted model, not a curated record. Lineage: Eukaryota; Viridiplantae; Streptophyta; Magnoliopsida; Fagales; Juglandaceae. The transcript has a single exon.
CAGAUUCUUCUUCCUUACCAUCUUUGAUCUUCAUCAUCUUUCUCAGCAUUAGCACUGAUAGAUAGUCAUGGCAAUUCGAUUUCCCAGUAUUUUGCAUGCUAAGCACAUUCUCCGCCGAUCAAACUCAUUUAUAAAGCAAGCGGCUUCAACAUCUUUAGAUGUUCCAAAAGGCCAUUUUGCAGUAUAUGUUGGAGAGAGUGAAAAGAAGAGAUUUUUGGUUCCUGUAUCAUUCUUGAACCAGCCUUCAUUCCAAGAACUGUUAAACAAGGCUGAGGAAGAAUUUGGCUUCAAUCAUCCAAUGGGUGGUCUCACCAUUCCCUGCAGCGAAGACAUCUUCGUUGAUCUCACUUGUCGCUUACGUGAACUAUGAUGAGUGGCGACGGCACUAAAAUAGAAUAGCAGAGACAAUUUUGUAAAUUUACAUAUCAGGCUGAAGAAAAUAUUACAGAUUGUAUUGCAGUUUCAAAAAACUUCAAUGCAUGGGACUAUAUAUUUUGUCUGUGUUCUUAAUCAUAGAUCUCCAAGUGUUAUUCUUUUUGUUAAGGCUCAAAUCAGUGCCAAUCAUAGGCCGUAGCAUUCCAACAUUAUAA